UGGCAGCUGCUAUUAGAUUCGAGUAUUUUAGCAUUUGUUUUCUUUAAUUUUUCAACACAGAAUUGGUUUUCAUAUGUAUGUUAAACAUGGAUCUAGCAAAUAUUUGUCGCCUAUGUACCAAAGGAAACACUCGGCUAGUGAGCAUCUUUGGAGAUGGGCGACUAUGCGAUACGCACGUUGUCCUGGACCAGAUUCGGGAUAUUUUACGGAUUGAGUUCUACGAGAACGAUGGUCUACCACAGAAAAUAUGCGAAUCCUGCACAACCACAAUGCAGAAAAUCCAAGAUAGGUUGGAUGAGUUCCGGGAAAACGACGCGAUAAUGCGCAAACAGUUGCUCGAAUACGGUAACAUUGACGUGAAGGUAGAACUGAAUGAUACUGCAGACGCUUCAGUGGGGUAUAGCGUUAAAGAAGUAAAAAUUGAGGUUCUAGAUCCGGAUUAUAAGCCCAGCCGAUCUGGUUACGUUUUAGAAUCGGAGGAAUGGCUAGAAGAGAAUUAUGAGAAUUAUGAAUCAGAAUCCGAGGAAGAAACUGAAGAUAUUCAUGGUACAAAUUGGAAACGCAAACGAACAAAGGGCAGCAUCAAAGUGGAGCGACUCGAUGUGAUUGAAUGUAAUGAGCUGGAGGAAACAUCAGCGAGAAAUUGGAUAAACGGUCAAGUACAAACAGAUGCAGAAAAGAGAGUACGCAAACGCAGAAAGGAUAUUUGGAAGGAUCCAAAUCGUCCGCGAUUGAAUGAUUUCAAAUGUUACAUUUGCAGAAGCGAGCCGUUGGGCUCUGCUAAAGAUCUGCUCGAUCAUCUCAGUACUCACAUCGACCAGCUUCCGUUCACGUGUAAACUUUGUGAGCAAGAAAAAACAGAAAUCAAGCAAAUUCGCUCACUAAAUAUGCACCUGAAAAUGCAUGAACAACCGAUCAAAUGUCAGUACUGUGAUAGGCGAUACGCGAACGAGCGAUCUCGGGAUUAUCACGUGCAAUCAUUCCACCUGGGAGACAACGCCCCUUGUCCGACACCCUGUGACGUAUGCGGGAAGGUAUGUCCUUCGUUGCUAUCAUUCCGAGCUCACAUGAAGCGUCACACCGUUUCGUUCAAUUGCGAAUACUGCGCAAAAGGCUUCGCGGAAAAAUCCAAACUCAAACGGCACAUUAGUCGGGUGCACGAGAGAACCCACGAUUUUGAAUGUAAGAUAUGUCACAAACGAAUGAAUACGAUCGAUUCCUACGAGCUGCACGUUCGAACGAUCCACGAAGGACGGCGGGAUUAUGAGUGCGAUAUUUGUGGCCGCCGCUUCACGACUGCGGCAUUUUUGCGGAUGCACCACAAACACUACGAGGGGGGAACUUGCAAGCCGAAGAACAAUUGGCUGCCGUACUAUUCGACAAGAAUUUCUGAUGAAGGCAUUAAACUAUACACAUGCAAGAUAUGUGGCAAAGGCGAUAUGCGCUCGAUUACGGAACAUUUGCGCAUACACUUCCCAGAGGAUUACGAAUGUCCGAUUUGUUUCGGAAAGUUUGGCCGUAAGUCAUCUUUCGAUAAGCACCGACUCACCCACAAGGAAAUCACUCAUAAUUGUGAUAACUGUGAGAAAAUUUUUCUCAGUCCGAGGAAACUGGCAAGGCAUAUGGCCAAAGCUCACGGCGAUGAACAGCAGCAGCAGAGCUUUUCCGAAAUGCCGGUCAUGUCCGAUGAAGAUGAGAUGGUGUUUGAUGUAACUAUUUAGUUUGUUGGCUUAUCAGAGAACUGUAAAUAACAA
Messenger RNA from Toxorhynchites rutilus septentrionalis, 1754 nucleotides. RefSeq names its product zinc finger protein 658B-like. Gene Ontology annotation, biological process: regulation of DNA-templated transcription. Gene Ontology annotation, molecular function: DNA-binding transcription factor activity, RNA polymerase II-specific; zinc ion binding; RNA polymerase II cis-regulatory region sequence-specific DNA binding. The transcript has 3 exons. Bases 78 to 1721 code for a protein of 547 amino acids. Gene Ontology annotation, cellular component: nucleus. Lineage: Eukaryota; Metazoa; Arthropoda; Insecta; Diptera; Culicidae. The record is from RefSeq and is a predicted model, not a curated record.